Molecule: messenger RNA, 903 nt
Organism: Nymphalis io (European peacock)
Lineage: Eukaryota; Metazoa; Arthropoda; Insecta; Lepidoptera; Nymphalidae
Product: leucine-rich repeats and immunoglobulin-like domains protein 1
Exons: 8
Coding region: 1-903 (300 amino acids)
Biological process (GO): synapse organization
Cellular component (GO): neuron projection membrane
Source: RefSeq, a predicted model, not a curated record
AUGCCAGCAACGGUAUUCAGUUUACCAAUGUCACCGAGGCGAGUGUCGGUCAGACGAGGCAAAGCGGAUUCCCCGAUGUUGAAUUAUAUAUUUGAUUCGUAUGCCACUAGCAAUAAACACUUUCAUGACAAGUUUAAAGCGCCAUCAUUUGAAGGCGACUUGAAUUCAGACGCUUCUAUAGAUGCAGACACAGGUGCAACUGUUUUAUUUGAUUGCAGAGUAUCCUCAUUGAGAGAUAAAACGGUAUCGUGGCUCAGAGUGUCUGAUGGUGAAAAUCUGGAAUUACUCACUGUAGACUUGGAAACACACACAGCUGACACGAGGUACAAAGUAGAUCUGGCAGGUGAAACUUGGAAGCUUACGCUGUCAGAUGCCAAAGUGCAGGAUUCCGGUAUAUACGGUUGUCACGUGUCCACCCACCCCCCCAUGUUGAAACGUUUUCAGCUAAAAGUUCAUCCGCCAGAAAUGAAAAUGAACAAAGAGGCUUUCCUCGAGAGCGGAGAAACUCUAUCUCUUAAAUGCGCGGUAUUGCAUUUAAGUCCCGGUGAUAUAACGCCGGAAUUGCAUUGGUAUCGAGGCAACAAUACUACGCCUCUUGAUGAGAUUCGGGGAGGAGUACUCGUCGAAACAGACCUCUUAACCCUCACAAGCCACCUUCAAGUGGUACACCUUAAAGUAGAAGAUGCGGGUAACUACACCUGCGCUCUGGAAGCACCUUUAUCGAUAAGGACAGUUGCGAGAGUUCAUGUUUUACAAGGAUCAAGUCUUGCGGAGCUUCAGAGCGGAGUUAAAACCACAACCAGCUACAUGAGUCUUCUCUUCACGUCUCUUCUUUUUAUCAUCGGAGCAUGGCAUGGUGAUCUUGAUGAAGAAAAUAUUAGAAUUACAAACAAGACCGAAUGA